This is a messenger RNA of Eupeodes corollae, 1009 nucleotides long. It is a transcript of the gene Josd, whose product is annotated as josephin-like protein. Bases 157 to 801 code for a protein of 214 amino acids. The record is from RefSeq and is a predicted model, not a curated record. Lineage: Eukaryota; Metazoa; Arthropoda; Insecta; Diptera; Syrphidae. Gene Ontology annotation, molecular function: cysteine-type deubiquitinase activity. Gene Ontology annotation, biological process: protein deubiquitination. The transcript is spliced from 3 exons.
CUAUCAGUUGACUUGUCAAAAGUCACAAGUCACAAUUCACAACUGUUUUGUAAACAAAAUUGUAAGUCAUAAAAGCUUACUUAGCUAUUUUUGUUAAAAAUUGUAAAACUUCUCGUGAAAAAUUCGUUUAAUUCAUUAACUGAAAAUACAACAAAAAUGGUGACUAACAGUUUGUCAGGUGACGAAAUUUACCAUGAAAGACAACGGUAUCAACUUUGUGCCCUACAUGCCCUCAAUAACUUAUUUCAAUCUGACAUAUAUACAAAAGCACAACUCGACGAGGUGUGUAAGAAUCUCAGCCCCAAAGUCUGGAUAAAUCCACAUCGAUCUGUCCUUGGCCUCGGCAACUAUGACGUCAACGUGAUUAUGACUGCACUACAAGAAAGAGGAUGUGAAGCUGCCUGGUUUGAUAAACGAAAAGAUCCAUCUUGUAUAAAUCUGGAGGAAGUUGUUGGCUUUAUUCUUAACAUCCCCGCUGACUACAAAUUCGGUUAUGUUACUCUGCCCAUUAAAAAAAGACACUGGAUAGCGGUAAGGAAAGUCAAUAAUGGACAAUAUUAUAAUCUGGACUCUAAACUAGAUUCACCAAAUUGCAUUGGCGACCAAGAUAGUCUUUUAAGUUUCCUACGGCUACAACUCGAGUCCAAUGACCGAGAACUGUUUAUUAUAGUACAAGCAAGCGAAAGUGACAACGCACAAAAAUGGCUCAAAAAUUCAUCUGAAAGUUCCGUAGAAGAAGCAACUGAAACUGUUGCGACAGAUUCUUUAGAAACUGAAGCAAUUGAAAACGAGGUUGUGUGAUAGUAAUGUUGAUUUUGUUUUGGAUGUGUAUACUUUAACUUGAACAAAAAUACCUACUAGCAAUUUUAUUCGCAAUAUAUUAUAAAUAUUACUGAAUGCAGAUGGAAAUUUAGUCUACGAAAAAGUUUUGAAUUCCUAAAUUUACCAGUUUUAGAAAGAAUUGUAAAUGUUAUUUAAAAGAAUAAUUAAAUUAAUUCCUCAUUACGAA